Molecule: messenger RNA, 975 nt
Organism: Tripterygium wilfordii
Lineage: Eukaryota; Viridiplantae; Streptophyta; Magnoliopsida; Celastrales; Celastraceae
Exons: 2
Coding region: 1-975 (324 amino acids)
Source: RefSeq, a predicted model, not a curated record
AUGGCCGAUUCUGGGUUUCUUUCUGAUAUAGACGAGUCGGCAGUGGAGGAACUUAUCUCUCAGGCACAAGAGCUAUGUGUUCUGGAGCAAGUAUCUGCAAUUAACUGCUCUGGUUUCAAUGAUUCCGACCUUCCCAGUGAGUUGGAGAAUCGAUUUCGUAAACUCAAAUCGUUCCCUCUCACCAAAUCCGGCUACGGAUCUACUGGGAACAGUCGUUGCGACAAGGCUCUGUAUGGCUCGAAGAGCGAUUUGAGUAAGAGCGAAGUGAAAGGUGAAGCAGAUGGCGAUGGUGCUGUGUUUGGUGAGCAAAGUGGGCGUUUCUCGGGUUCCAAGAAAAAACCAGAUUGGAAUUUGGGUUCGGAGAGAGGAUCAUCCCCUUCGAAUUCUGAAAUAGGGGAUGAGAAAUUGUCGGGUGAGAAGAAAAACCCAAAUGGGAAGAAGGGUUUGCAGAAGAAAUUAUCCAAACCCCGGUCCAUUUCGUCUUCUUCGGAUUCAUCUUCAAAUGAUUUAACUGAAAAUGCGAUUUUCUCGCCAUCCAAGCAAACCCCGCAUGAGAAAAAGAAAACUAAACCGAAAUUAAAGUCUGGUUCUUUGUCUUCUCCUGCGGGCUCUCCAAAUUCGUGGAGGGAUUCACCAUCUCCACCUCGGAAAACCGGCUGUUUCUGGUGUUCUCCGAAGAAAGUUUCCAGGCAAAAGAGCAGAGAAAGUAAGGCAUUGGACAUGGAUCUUGACUGGGGGAAAAAUGAUGACUUGCUAUCCGAUCUGACUACAUUUUCAGUGAAGGAGCAGCAAAAGAUUCUCAAGAUGGCAAUGAAGGAACAGCAGAAGAUCAGCCGUGAAUCAGAGAAAAUCGUCAAAUGGGCAAAGCAGGCAUCAGCAAGGAUGAGUUUCCAUGACAUUGAAGAUGAGCUAAGUGAUGAUGAGAUCACAAGGAGAGUGAUCAUAGUUGUUUCCUCCAAUUGUUUUGCUGACUGA